Messenger RNA from Chelmon rostratus (copperband butterflyfish), 1062 nucleotides. Its product is annotated as glucose-6-phosphatase 2-like. The transcript is spliced from 5 exons. Gene Ontology annotation, cellular component: membrane. Gene Ontology annotation, biological process: glucose 6-phosphate metabolic process; gluconeogenesis. Bases 1 to 1062 code for a protein of 353 amino acids. NCBI's taxonomy places the organism in Eukaryota, Metazoa, Chordata, Actinopteri, Chaetodontiformes, Chaetodontidae. Gene Ontology annotation, molecular function: glucose-6-phosphatase activity. The record is from RefSeq and is a predicted model, not a curated record.
AUGGAUUUUGUCUACAGCAGCGGGGUGCUGGUUAUAGAGCACCUCCAGAACAACUAUAGGGAAUACCACGACUUCCUCAACUUCAUGUCAACUGUGGGAGACCCUCGUAAUAUUUUCUCUGUUUAUUUCCCCCUCUGGUUCCAUCUCAGCCACAAUGUGGGCACCAAGAUGAUAUGGGUGGCUGUUAUUGGAGACUGGCUCAAUCUUAUUUUCAAAUGGAUUCUCUUUGGGCAGCGACCUUACUGGUGGGUGCAAGAAACCCACUUCUACCACAAUGAUUCGUACCCACGCUUGGAGCAAUUCCACAUCACAUGUGAAACAGGGCCAGGAAGUCCAUCCGGUCACGCUAUGGGCUCAUCAUGUGUGUGGUACGUGAUGAUCACCGCUGCUCUCAGCUUCGCCAGACCCUCCUCCACUGUCACUUCUGUGUUUCGUCUCCUAAGGUCUUGUCUGUGGAUGGCUUUUUGGGUCAUUCAGAUGAGCGUCUGCGUCUCCAGGGUUUUUGUCGCGACACAUUUCCCACACCAGGUUAUCCUCGGCCUUUUAGCCGGUAUGCUGGUUGCAGAGGCUUUUGAUCACAUCCCCUCUGUCUACAAUGCAAGCUUGAAAGUGUACCUCCAGAUCAAUGUUUUUCUUUUCUCUUUCACCAUCUGCUUUUACCUGAUCCUCAAGUCGUCGGACAUCGAUCCCUUGUGGUCAGUUACUAAAGCCAAGAAGUGGUGUGCUAACCCGGACUGGAUCCAUCUUGACACCACACCUUUUGCCGGUCUGGUGAGAAACCUGGGGGCCUUGUUUGGUCUGGGCCUGGCGGUGAACUCUCAGAUGUUCAUUCAGAGCUGCAAGGGGAAGAACGGCUACAAAACCAGAUUUAAACUCAUGUGCGUGACAGCGACGCUCACGUCUCUGCAACUGUACGACUUCAUCAAGAUGCCCACACACACCGAGCUUCUGUUCUACAGCUUAUCUUUUUGUAAGAGUGCUUCAGUUCCUCUCGGUGUGGUUGCUGUUAUUCCUUACUGUGUUCAUUUGCUAAUUGGAGACGAGGACAGGAAACUGUCUUAG